Triticum aestivum (bread wheat) is the source of this 2883-nucleotide messenger RNA. RefSeq lists its product as uncharacterized. NCBI's taxonomy places the organism in Eukaryota, Viridiplantae, Streptophyta, Magnoliopsida, Poales, Poaceae. Gene Ontology annotation, cellular component: Golgi apparatus. The record is from RefSeq and is a predicted model, not a curated record. The transcript is spliced from 4 exons. The coding region runs from base 68 to 1489 and encodes 473 amino acids.
UGGGUUCGCGCUGGGGGUGUAUGCCAGACCGAACUCUGAACCGAGCCAAAUCUCGCCGCCGUCAACCAUGGAUCCGAGCCGGCCACUCCUGGGGCGCGGCGCCUUCCUCUCCUCCUCGGCGCACGCCGCCGCCGCCAUCAUCCUCAUCGCCUUCCUCCUCCUCACCCUGCUCCGCCUCCCGCUCUCCCCCUCCAUCUCCAUCUACACCCCUCCCCCCCUCGCCUCCACGCCCCACCACCACCUGCAGCACCAGGACCAUGAAGACCAGGAGCAGGAGGACGCCUCAUCCUGCGACCUCUCCUCCCCGCUGGACUGCGCCGACCCACGCCUCUUCCACCUCAUGAUGCGCAGCGCCAUCGACGCCUUCCCUGCCGUCCAUUUCGCCCGCUUCGGCCGCCCCGUCCCCGGCGACCCGCCCUCCGCUUCCUGCGACAUGGCAUGGCGCGCCCGCACCAACGCCUCCGCCUCCGCCUCCCCCACCGCCACCACCAAGGACUACCGCCGCUUCGCCAUCGCGAGGGACCCACACACCUGCGCCUACUCCGUCACCUCCAUCGGCGAUUACCACUCCGGCCCCAACGCCCGCAAGCCUCGGCCCGGCGCCUCCAACGCCACCGCCGCCCCGCCCCCGCCGCCGCUCUCCCGCUCCCAGUUCGCCGCCGCCACCUACCUCUCCUACCACGGCGGAGGCGACCGCUGCAAGCUCAUGCCACACUACAUGCGCAGCCUCCUCUGCGCCCUCGCCGAGGCGCGCUACCUCAACCGCACCCUCGUCCUCGACCUCAGCCUCUGCCUGGCGGCCUCCUACACAGCCGCCGGCAUGCCUGAGGAGGGCAAGCGCCUCGCCUUCUACUUCGACAUCGACCACCUCCGGUCGUCCGUGGUGAACAUCAUCGAGGAAAGACAGUUCUGGGAAGAUUGGGACAGGUGGGGAGCGCAGGGCCAGCUCGGGCUCCGGCUCAUUGAGGACACCAGGGUUGCCGCCACCAAGUUCUCCAAGGCUAAGGACACCCUGAUUGUCAGGAAAUUUGGGGAAGUCGAGCCAGGGAAUUACUGGUACCAUGUAUGUGAGGGUGAGGCGGAGCGUGUGCUCCCUCCGCCACGCCAUGCCAUACGUCUGGCACCAAGUUUGAUGAGCAUUGUCGAUGAUAUCAUCUUAAGUAUGCAACAAGACUUCGAUUCCGUCCAUGUUGGUGGCAGUGUUGAGGACCUCAUCCAGCGAAUCGAGGAUGGUGUUGAUGUAGGAAGGCAAGUGUACAUUGCCGGAGAGGGGAUCAACACGGUCUCCAUGGAGGUGCUUAAGGCAAAGUACAACAACUUGCGUUACCUGGAUGAGUUUCAGAGGCUCUGGAGAAAAGACAGCAAGUGGUUCUUGGAGAUGAAGAGGCUCAAUGGUGGAGUUCCUGUGAAGUUUGAUGGGUACAUGCGUGAGCUGGUUGACAGGGAGGUCUUCCUCAAGGGCAAGAAGAAGGUCGAGGUGCUCCGCUGAUUUCUUCUCCAAGAUAAGAUGUUGGAGAACACGGCAUGCUUUUUCCAAUUUGCUGCGGGGUGAACGAAGGCACGCCACAAAAAUGACGAAGAAAGACAUUUGGGCUUGCGCUGAGAGCCAAGAGAAUCAGGAAAGCAUAUCUCAUUCUCUGCCCCAUUCCCCCAAUCUCUAGACUCCUGUGCCUGAUACAUGGUCUGCUCUGUGCAUCAAGAUUUCCGUCUUCAUUCAAAAUUUGAACUUAACUAUAGUGAUGCUGAGUAGCAAGUUUUUUUCUUCUUAUCGUUUUCUUGUAUUGUAUCACCUCCAGAUCAGGGAAUCAAAGAGGCAGUAGUACCACCACCGCCUCAUGCUACUGUUGUUUCCAACCAUCAAAGAAGUGAAUGCCACAUCCAGGUUCCUCAGGCUGCUCGUCCCCCAGACAAGCAUGCCUUCUUCGGGGGCAAGCUCACUCCCGUGGUAGUGCAUGAUGCGGCCACACACAUAGAUGAUAAAGCGGCAAGAGGAUCCCCAGGAAACCCAGAAAUUGUUGAUGAUUCCUGUUUCAAGCAUCCACCUGCGAGAGAGUACCCUCGUAGGAGUGGGACAUUGCAGGCAGAAGCAGCCAGCAGGAGAAGUGUACUGGAAAGGACGAGAAAAUUACAACAGGCUCCAUCAGUGGCAAGCUGAAGCCAGCGAACUUACUCAUGCGUCUCAUGGCCUGUGGACCGAGACACCCUAGCUUUGGCUUUGUUCAAGCCUCCUACAAGCCACGGUUCACGACUUCACGUGGCUUGGGUACCCAUUGUAUCUAGAGCUGCCCCCUCUCGGUGCAAUAAAGCCUGGAACUAGUGCUGCAUCCACUAUCAGAGCUUCAGAAAUAGAGAAUUCCAGUGAUGCCACGGGCAAGCUUAAACGCUCUUCUUCGUCUCAGUCACCAGGACAGAUCCUGAAGCAUACGACCCGUUGCAGAGUUUGUGAAGAAACACGCUCGUCAAAAGGGGAUCCGGUUAACUUGUCCAGAAGCAUGAGGGUAAGGAUGAGCGAUCCGUUUUCAGGGAAGAUACCCUCUUCUUUUCUUUUCUUUUUUGAGGGGAAAAGAUACCCUCUUCGAGUGUAGUGUUGUUCGACGCCGAAGAUGAAAAAGUGAUCAAUAUCGAAUAAAGGCUUGCUUCAGGAGCUCCUGUUCUCAUCCACUAAUUAGAAACUCGGCUGCUUCGGUGCCAAUGCAAUGAGUUGGGGGCGCGGUCCGUUUUGGUUGCACUGUCAACUUUUUGUUUUGCCUUUUCUUUUUGGGUAAGCGGUCCCUUUUUCUUCUUUGUUUCGCUGUCAAUAAGUGUACAAGAAAUAACCUGAAGUCCUUGGUGCCGGUUUAGUAGCUAUGACUUCGCUGCUGGCAGUUGUUAGAAAAUGUAAGU